AUGGCCUCGCGGUCAUUCAUGCCUCUGCGGAGGACAUUCACCCAGUUCUCGGCGCGAAACGCUCGUGCUCCCAGUCGCAACACUGGAAGGUCAAUCCGCGGUUAUACCUCGGGACAGGAUCCCAAGCCGCCACAGCAAUUCACCGUUUGGCGUCCUUACCUACGGCUCGCCAUUGGUGUGCCUUUUAUUGGCGCACUCAUAUACUCCAUGGCCACCGGAGAAAUAACCGAGCUUGACUCCCCGUCUAUUGUCGAGCUGGACGAGGCCUUGAAGCACUCAUCCCCCAUCACCGAGUCUUCGCCCAUGCGCCUACGAAUGGAGAAGCUCAUCAAGGACCACCAGCAGAAAAUUGUCGAGGAAUUGAGCAAAAUUGAUGGCGUGGAAUUCAAGCAAGAUGUUUGGACGCGCCCCAAUGGUGGCGGUGGUAUUUCAUGCGUGCUACAGGAUGGAAAUGUCUUUGAGAAGGCGGGCGUGAAUGUCUCGAUUGUCUAUGGUGAAUUACCCCGGCCCGCUGUUGAGAAGAUGCGUGCCGAUCACAAGUCCUUCGUUGGUGCCGAUGUGGAAUCGCUCAGCUUCUUCGCUGCCGGCCUGUCACUUGUCUUGCACCCGCACAACCCCAUGGCUCCUACUGUGCAUCUGAACUAUCGUUACUUCGAGACUUCGGACCCGAAGAAUCCUAUCAGCGGUGACAAGAACUGGUGGUUCGGCGGGGGCACUGAUCUGACUCCGACCUACCUCUUCCCGGAGGAUGCCCAGCACUUCCACAAGACCAUCAAGGAUGCCUGUGAUCGCCAUGAUGCGACCUACUACCCCAAAUUCAAGGCAUGGUGUGACAAGUACUUCUACAUUCCCCACCGUGGCGAGUGCCGUGGUGUCGGCGGUAUCUUCUUCGAUGACCUUGAUGCCAACUUCCUCCAAUCUUCUUCCAGCUCGUCUUCCAACCCACAGGAGACCCUAUUUUCCUUCGUCUCGGACGGUCUGGCUUCUUUCCUCCCAUCCUAUGUGCCCAUCAUUGAACGUCGAAAGGACAUGUCUUAUACCCCAUCCCAGAAACAAUGGCAGCAGCUCCGCCGUGGUCGCUAUGUUGAAUUCAACCUGAUCUAUGACCGUGGAACAAGCUUCGGUUUGCGAACUCCCAACGCCCGUGUGGAAAGUAUCCUCAUGAGUCUCCCACGCACCGCCAGCUGGGCCUACAUGGAUCCAGUCUCGGGCACAAGGACCGAAAAUAUGCAUGUUGAUGAAGAGGAGCUGGGUGAGGAUAAGGCCAGUGAAAAAGAGAUCAUGGAUGUCUUGAGACACCCCCGGCAGUGGGCAUGA
Penicillium odoratum is the source of this 1317-nucleotide messenger RNA. It is a transcript of the gene hem13, whose product is annotated as coproporphyrinogen oxidase. The transcript has 2 exons. NCBI's taxonomy places the organism in Eukaryota, Fungi, Ascomycota, Eurotiomycetes, Eurotiales, Aspergillaceae. Gene Ontology annotation, molecular function: coproporphyrinogen oxidase activity. The coding region runs from base 1 to 1317 and encodes 438 amino acids. Gene Ontology annotation, cellular component: mitochondrial intermembrane space; cytoplasm. The record is from RefSeq and is a predicted model, not a curated record.